Molecule: messenger RNA, 2220 nt
Organism: Helianthus annuus (common sunflower)
Lineage: Eukaryota; Viridiplantae; Streptophyta; Magnoliopsida; Asterales; Asteraceae
Exons: 4
Coding region: 1-2220 (739 amino acids)
Source: RefSeq, a predicted model, not a curated record
AUGUCAGAAAGUGGAUCUCCCGGAGAAGUGAAUCAAGUUCCUAACACUUCUACUCCAGGUGCUAGUCAAGCCCAUGCAACUACACCUGCUUCUUUCUCGACACCGGGCGGUACUCCUGAGUUCCUAACUUUCAGUACACCUACUCCGUCCAGAUCAGGGGUCCCUUCCCCUAAUGUUGGUGUAACUAGUGCCCCGUCGCAUGUUGAACUUACCCCGGAAGGGGUCGCCAACAAUUUUCUUGAGUUAAGGUCUCUCCUCAACCAGUAUGUGAGCAGAGAAAGGGACAAGAGGGUGAGGAUCCAUCUGGACUAUGAUGAACCUGAGCCAGCAUUGUCUCCUGGACCUCCUAUUCCUCCUUUUAUAUCUAGGGAUGAGAUAGCCGAUUAUGACUUCCAGACAAAAAUCAAGAUGCCAGCCCACAUCAGAACAUAUGAUGGGAUGGAAGAUCCUGAAGACCAUCUUCAGAUCUUUACCGGUGCCGCAAGGAUUGAGAAAUGGUCAAACGCUGAAUGUUGCUUGAUGUUCAUGCAAACCCUUGCGGGAUCAGCAAGAAUCUGGUUCAAUGACUUACCUGCUCGAAGCAUUCGAAGCUUCAACGAUCUCAGCAAAGGGUUCUUAGCCAAUUUCUCCCAACAAAGGCGGUAUGUCAAAGAUGCUACAGUGAUCUUUCAGAUCAAGCAAAGAGAUGAUGAAAGCCUUCGAGAAUUCAUAGAGAGGUACAAGAAGGAAGGUCUAAUCUAUGUGGGAGCAGAUGAAAAAAUGAGGGUGGCUGGUUUCAUGAACGCCAUUACAUCUAAAUACCUCACAAGGGAUUUCAAAAAAUCUCUCCACAAGACUUUGGAAGAAGCUCUCGAAAGGGCUGAAGCCCACAUUCAAGGAGAGGAGGCAGUAGAUAUCAAAGAUCAAAGAAAAAGAGAAAACAGCUGGCGAGGUAGCAGCCCAGCCAGAAAGAAAGGAAACUUUAACUCCUUUGACAGACGCCAAAAGGGUUCAGACCAUCGAAGGUCUGAAGAAAAGGGCCACCAUACCAAUGAUUGCUUCCAACUUAAGAAAAGAAUUGAAGAAGCUGUCAAGUCCGGAGAACUUGCUCACUUGGUGAAAGGAGUAAGGGACAAAAUGGCUGAAGGGAAAGGCAAGGAAGUCAAUAUGGUAGAUUUUGAUGGAAGGGUUCCACAAAAGAGACCACUGUUGGAAGCUUGGGAGCUUCACGAAGGUCAAAAAGAAAGAACUCAACCACUUACCUUUGUGGUUAUCAAUAUUCCCUCAAACUAUGAUGUGAUCAUUGGGAGGCCAGGACAGUGUGCGUUUUACAUGGCUGUGUCCAUCGGCCAUGGCACUGUCAAAUUUCCCACCGAAAGGGGAAUAGCAACCCUUCAACCUUCCCAGGAAGCCUACAUGGUUGAAGGUGAAAAUUCCAAAAGCAAAGAAGACAAGCAAAUGCUAAUCAUAAAUCCUAAGUACCCUGAGCAAAGAAUAAGGAUCAAUCCAAGCCUCUCACAAGAAACCCUCUCAUAUCUCGAAAAGUUGCUAACACACUACAGCGAUGUCUUCGCUUGGUGUCCGGAGGAUAUGACGGGAAUUCCUCGAAACAUUGCCGAGCACGAAUUAAGAAUACCGUCGGAUGUCAAGCCCGUGGUUCAAACGAAAAGAAGUUUGGCACCAGAAAGAAGUUUGGCUGCAUGCCAGGAGGUUGAGAAGCUUGCGUCAGCCGACAUUCUCCGAGAGGUCAAGUACCAAUCAUGGGUUGCAAACCCAGUUAUGGUCAAGAAGCAAGACAACUCUUGGAGGAUGUGCAUAGAUUUCAAGGAUCUCAAUAUAGCUUGUCCCAAGGAUUGCUAUCCAUUACCAGAGAUUGAUCUCAAGGUUGACUCCCUCACCGGCUACCCUUUCAAAUGCUUUCUAGAUGCUUACAAGGGGUAUCAUCAAAUACUCAUGAAAGUAGAAGAUGAGGAAAAGACGGCAUUUCACACCGAUAAGGGAAUCUUUUGUUACCAAAAGAUGCCUUUUGGCCUCAAGAACGCCGGAGCAACCUACCAACGUCUAGUGGACAAAGCCUUUGCAAGCCAAAUCGGUAAAAACAUGGAAGCAUAUGUUGAUGACUUGGUGAUCAAAAGCAAGUCGGAAUAUCAAAUGCUCGAUAACAUUCAAGAAACUUUCAAGAACCUAAGAAAGGUUAGCAUGAAGCUCAACCCUGAAAAAUAUUCAUUUGGGUUUGAGUAA